GCCGCUGCAGGAGGAGAAGAAGAAGAUGAUGAUGAAGAUGAUACUGUCGGCCUGUGUCUUCAGCUGGAGUCUGGUGAUCCUCGCGUCGUCGGCGGAAAUGUUCACAUCACUGGUGAACAUGCAGCAGCUGAUCAGUGUGGAGCAGAAACUCGUCCACGACCUGAGCACAUACUUGGACCACGAGCUGGACAGACUGGAGGACAUCAGGCGCUUUCAUGCCAAAGUGUCUGAGCUGCACACUGAACUUUACAAAGGUUCGGUCACAGCCACGUCCAACCCUCUGGUGGCCUUCACCCUCAUCAAGCGGCUGCAGUCAGAGUGGCUGAACGUCGUCUACAGUAACGAAGCCUUGGAGCACUCACAAGCCCUCAGGUCCAGUUACGAGGAGGAAGACGCCGAACUUCCCAAACUGGAGGACCUGCAGGGGGCAGCGCAGGCACUGAUGAGGCUUCAGGACGUCUAUGCUCUCCGCGUCGCGAGCCUUGUAAAGGGUCAUUUCCAAACAGUGACAAACGGAAAACCCACAGAUAUCUUCACUCCUGCAGUCUCUGUCCCGCUGUCUGGUGACGACUGCUUCCUGGUUGGAAAGGUGGCCUAUGAGGAGGAGGACUACUAUCACUCGGUGCAGUGGCUGGAGGAGUCGGUGCAGCUCUUCAGAGGAACGGGAGGCGAGUGGAGUCCAGAGAACCAGGGAACACUAGAGGACGCUCUGGAUCACCUGGCCUUCUCUCACUUUAAAACAGGAAACGUCUCCAAAGCGCUGAGUCUGUCUCAAGAGUUACUGCACUACGAUCCGAUGAACGAAAGAGUGUUGCGUAACGUCGAAAAGUACGAGAAGCUGCUGGUUGCUGCUAAACCGCGACGGAGCAGAGGGUUAAAGAGACCGACGUCCACUCAUUUGAGGACAAGAGACACUUACGAGAGACUCUGCCAGACCCGAGGCUCUCAGCCAAUGCAUUUUGAAAACCCCACACUUUUCUGCGACUACUUCACCAACGACGACCCGGCUCUGCUGCUGCUGCCGGCGAGACGCGAGGUGUUGAGCCUGCAGCCGUACGUGGUUCUGUACCACGACUUCAUCACCGACGCAGAGGCCGAGGACGUCAAGACGCUCGCUCAGCCCGCAUUGAGAAGGUCUGUGGUGGCGGCUGGAGAGAAGCAAGCGACAGUGGCGUAUCGCAUCAGCAAGAGUGCAUGGCUGAAGAAUACAGCUCAUCCCGUCGUCGGGAAGCUGGACCAGCGGAUCUCGAUGCUCACAGGUCUGAACGUGCAGCAUCCGUACAGCGAGUAUCUCCAAGUGGUCAAUUAUGGGAUCGGCGGCCAUUACGAACCUCACUUUGACCACGCUACUUCUCCUUCCAGUCCUGUGUUCAAUUUGAAGGCUGGGAAUCGAGUGGCGACCUUUAUGAUAUAUCUCAGCUCUGUCGAGGCAGGUGGAUCCACUGCCUUCAUCUACGCCAACUUUAGCGCUCCUGUCGUCGAGAAAGCUGCCAUCUUCUGGUGGAACCUUCACAGAAAUGGUCAGGGUGACUUUGACACGCUGCACGCCGGCUGUCCUGUGCUGAUUGGAGACAAGUGGGUGGCAAACAAAUGGAUCCACGAGCAUGGUCAGGAGUUCCACCGUCGCUGUAGCCUGAACCCUGAAGAGUGAGAGGAGUGGAGCAUCUGUUUUUCGGGUCCCUUGGGGCAAAAUGAGUGCAGGAGCCAGCCUCUGAAAUGAGAGGCACACUCGCAGGCAGCCAAAAAAAGUGAACACGCAGUCAGGGCGGGGAGGUGAGAAUAGAGGGGGGAGGCUGCUGCAUCUGGAGCCUGGAGCUCGCAGCGAACACGCCGAGGGGUGGGGCAGAAGUUGGCAAACGGCCCCCAGAGGCCAAAUACUGUUCCUGCAGAUGGAAAGAGGCCUCUGCUGCUGCACACUGUGACGCUUUCAGUUUACUGUGUCAGGUUGUUCUUAACGUCCUGCUUUUUUAAAAACUGACAUCUUACGCAGCUGCAGCUGUUUUUUUUCUUUUUUUAAAUUCAUUUGUAAAUCCAGUCACCUCUUGGCUGAAAAACGCCUGUGUCGGGUCAUCUGCGACCACAGGACGGCCGUUCACGCCAGAGUUAUGAGUCAGUUGCUGUCAACAUUUGAGGGAUUCCUAGGAUUUUUUUUUUAUUUGUCACGUGUACUGAGAGAGACACACGAGGAACACACCCUGUCUUGUUAUUGUGCAAAACAUAAUCAGAUAUGUCAUAUAAAGAUAUAAAAAAUCAUGUCUAAUUAAAUGUAUAACACGUACAUUCAAUAACACUGGAGUUAGCCAGUGUUUACCUCACAAAAACAUUAUUGUGAGUGAAUGAUUAAAUAUUAGUUCACUAAAUUACUAGUUACAAUGAAGAAAUUAUUAAUUAACCAUUAGCUAAUUGUAAGCUAAUGGUUAAAUAAUGAUUAUGAUUAAUCAAUUAUUAAGUAACGUUAAUAGAAUCAGUUUACAGAUUACUUACCAUUAACUAAUGAUUAAUUGGCCAUAAAAUUCUCAAUGAUUAGUUUUUAUUAGUUAACCAUUACACAAUAAUAGUAGUUUAUUAGUUAUUGACUAGUGACUGUUAAAUAAUGAUAGCUAACCAUAAAACAGUAAUAGUAAAUAAUUACUGAACAUUAGUUCCAUUAACUAAUGACUAAUUUAUCCACUAAAGAAUGACGGUAAAUAUUAGUUCAUGAUUAUUAAAAUAAGUUAAGAUCAGUUGUCAUUCAGUAAAUAAUCAUGUCAUAAUUAGUUACAAUUAACUAAUGACUAAUUACCCACUAAAUAAGGAUGGUAAAUAAUUAGUUUCCCAUGCCCGGUUAUUUAAGUAUGAAUGGGACAUGACAGGGAACAUGUGUGAGGAGGCCAAAAUAGUUAGUCAAUGAAAUAGUUUAUAAUGAAUGAUUUAUGUUAUUGAAUAAUUAGUCCAUGAUUAGUUAUUUUGACACUGAGCGAACACUGUGUUUUCAUCGUGUGUCUAUGAAUCUCACCAUCACGCGGGACAAAUGAAUCACACAUGUCUUCCUUUUCGACUGAGCUCAAGAGUUUCAUCAGCUCGACCAGUGACUGUGAACGAUGUCUGUUCCACAUUACGUGUCUGAACUCCCACACACCACUAAUGCUGUUCUGAAUGCCACGCAAAUAAUCUCCAAAUAUCUGUGUCUGAGUGAGUCCUAGCUCAGACAGCAGGCCUUCUCUGUAUGUGACUUCUCUUGUGGCCAGCUGCUGUUUUUAACGCCACAAGUUUUCAUUUUUACUGCUCACACAGACGGAAAUGCUCCACAAACGCACAAAAACACAGAAAAUAUGAGCAUAUUUACAUGAUGUUCUCUCCAAAAACGGGAUUUACUGUGAUUCCUGCUUAUAGUGUAUGUCUUUAAUAAAUGUGAUCAUCAUAUCAUAGAAAGAA
This is a messenger RNA of Solea senegalensis (Senegalese sole), 3414 nucleotides long. It is a transcript of the gene p4ha3, whose product is annotated as prolyl 4-hydroxylase, alpha polypeptide III. The transcript is spliced from 13 exons. Gene Ontology annotation, molecular function: protein binding; L-ascorbic acid binding; procollagen-proline 4-dioxygenase activity. Gene Ontology annotation, cellular component: endoplasmic reticulum. Bases 26 to 1651 code for a protein of 541 amino acids. The record is from RefSeq and is a predicted model, not a curated record. NCBI's taxonomy places the organism in Eukaryota, Metazoa, Chordata, Actinopteri, Pleuronectiformes, Soleidae. Gene Ontology annotation, biological process: peptidyl-proline hydroxylation to 4-hydroxy-L-proline.